Messenger RNA from Ceratotherium simum simum (southern white rhinoceros), 785 nucleotides. NCBI's taxonomy places the organism in Eukaryota, Metazoa, Chordata, Mammalia, Perissodactyla, Rhinocerotidae. The record is from RefSeq and is a predicted model, not a curated record.
GCGUGGACGCUCUAGCCCGCCGCGCGCUCGCUUCCCCAUUGCCCGCGCAGGGCCGGCGCUCUAGCCCGCGGAGUUGGCUAGCUCCUCUCCCCUGCCCGAGGAAAGCCACUGAGUCAGGGGGUACUCGACGCAGGCUGGGAAUACGGGACCCUUGGGCUCGUUGGUCGCAGAGUUACGAGCCCUCGACAGCCUGUCCGUCAUGGACCUCGCCGGCACCUCCUCCAGCUUUCAGUCGGACCUGGAUUUCUGUCCGGAUUGCGGCUCGGUCCUGCCUCUGCCCGGGACUCAGGAUACGGUCACUUGUACUCGCUGUGGCUUCUCCAUCAACGUGCGAGACUUCGAAGGGAAAGUUGUGAAGACCUCAUUUGUGUUCCACAAACUGGGGACAGCCAUGCCUAUGUCGAUGGAGGAAGGACCUGAGUUCCAGGGACCCGUGGUUGACAGGCGCUGCUCUCGAUGUGGUCACGAGGGAAUGGCAUACCACACCAGACAGAUGCGCUCAGCUGAUGAAGGGCAGACUGUCUUCUACACCUGUACCAACUGCAAGUUUCAGGAGAAGGAAGACUCUUGAUUUUUUUUUUUCUGGACGACUCAACAAUCCCUUCCUCUCUUCUUCCUUGGAAGGUGAAGGAUAUUGGGUUCUCAGAUCCUUUGUCCAUCCCCUGUUUGCAGUGUUUUGCUCCCAGAGGAGAAGAUCAUCAUAUGGGGAUUACCAUUGUCUCCAGAGUACUCCUACCUUUAGUUGAGUUUCCUUAUUAAAGUUAUAUUUUUAUAUAAGAGCCAGA